AUGGUUCUAAUUUAUUUCAUCUACUCUCUCAAACAAACCAUCGCCCGCAAUCGCUUAGAAAAAAACAAGCCCCCAAACACCAACCAGAUCAGCAGCGACAGUGGAGGUUGUAGCAACAGCAGCAGCGACAGUGGAGGUUGUAGCAACAGCAGCAGCGACAGUGGAGGUUGUAGCAACAGCAGCAGCGACAGUGGAGGUUGUAGCAACAGCAGCAGCGACAGUGGAGGUUGUAGCAACAGCGACAGUGGAGGUUGUAGCAACAGCAGCAGCGACAGUGGAGGUUGUAGCAACAGCAACAGCGACAGUGGAGGUUGUAGCAACAGCAGCAGCGACAGUGGAGGUUGUAGCAACAGCAACAGCGACAGUGGAGGUUGUAGCAACAGCAACAGUGGAGGUUGUAGCAACAGCAGCAGCGACAGUGGAGGUUGUAGCAACAGCGACAGUGGAGGUUGUAGCAACAGCAACAGCGACAGUGGAGGUUGUAGCAACAGCAACAGCGACAGUGGAGGUUGUAGCAACAGCAACAGCGACAGUGGAGGUUGUAGCAACAGCAGCAGCGACAGUGGAGGUUGUAGCAACAGCGACAGUGGAGGUUGUAGCAACAGCAGCAGCGACAGUGGAGGUUGUAGCAACAGCGACAGUGGAGGUUGUAGCAACAGCAGCAGCGACAGUGGAGGUUGUAGCAACAGCAGCAGCGACAGUGGAGGUUGUAGCAACAGCAACAGCGACAGUGGAGGCUGUAGCAGCAGCGACAGUGGAGGCUGUAGCAGCAGCGACAGUGGAGGCUGUAGCAGCAGCGACAGUGGAGGCUGUAGCAGCAGCGACAGUGGAGGCUACAUGUCAUCCAACAACGUGUCAUCCAACAACAUGUCAUCCAACAACAUGUCAUCUACGUGCAUAUAG
Messenger RNA from Procambarus clarkii (red swamp crayfish), 903 nucleotides. NCBI's taxonomy places the organism in Eukaryota, Metazoa, Arthropoda, Malacostraca, Decapoda, Cambaridae. The record is from RefSeq and is a predicted model, not a curated record.